UUUGAUAGUAGAAUCCAAAAUUUUGAUAAGUUUUCGUAGACUGGGGGAUAAAAAGGGCAGAGAAUAUAUGAUUGAUUGGUGAGCGGUGAAGGAGAAGAGAGAAGGAGACCAACAACAGAGUCACAUUCCAUUAAUGAAUAACUUCAAUGUUGCUCUUAGUCAUGAGGAGGUGGAGGAGCCUCUCAAAAGAACUGGAACGGUAUGGACAGCAAUUGCACAUGUAAUAACAGGGGUAAUAGGGGCAGGAGUACUGUCCCUUGCAUGGAGCACGGCUCAGCUAGGGUGGGUCGGUGGUCCACUCACUAUGCUGGUCUUUGCUGCCAUCACCAUUGUUUCAGCAGACCUUCUCUGUGAUUGCUACAGAUCUCCUGAUCCUGAAUAUGGCCCCACCAGGAGCAAAUCCUAUGUGGAAGCUGUUAAAUUGUAUUUAGGUCAUAAAAGAAUAAGUGGACUGUUUUUGCAGGAAAGCAUGUAUGGGUGUGGAGUCGCCUUUGUUAUUACCUCCGCAGCUAGUGUUAGAGCAAUUCAGAAAUCAAACUGUUAUCACAAAGAAGGGCACGAGGCUUCAUGUGACUAUGGGGAUACAGUGUAUAUGGUGCUAUUUGGAGUAGUACAGAUUGUAGCGUCACAGAUUCCAGAUUUCCACAACAUGGCAUGGCUCUCUUUUGUUGCAGCAAUCAUGUCCUUCUUUUACGCUUCCAUUGGCUUUGUACUUGGCUUUGCAACUGUCAUUAAAAAUAAGAAGAUCAUGGGGAGCAUUGGAGGAGUCCCAGCAGGCACUGCAACUAAGAAAUUGUGGUUGGUCUUUCAAGCACUUGGAGAUGUUGCUUUUGCCUAUCCAUAUACAAUGAUUCUUUUAGAAAUACAGGAUACUUUGAAGUCGCCUCCGCCAGAAAACCGGGCCAUGAAGAAGGCCUCCAUGUCUGCAAUCUUUAUCACCACCUUCUUCUACCUCUGUUGUGGAUGCUUCGGAUACGCAGCCUUCGGGGAUAAAACACCUGGAAACCUCUUGUCAGGAUUCGGAUUCUAUGAGCCCUUCUGGCUCAUUGAUUUCGCUAAUGCUUGCAUUAUUCUACAUCUAGUUGGAGGAUAUCAGGUAUACAGUCAGCCAGUGUUUGCAAUUGCAGAAAGAUGGUUUGGUAAGAAGUAUCCAAACAGCGGAUUUGUGAACAAUUUCUACAACUUCAAGCUCCCAUUGUUGCCGGGUUUUCAGUUGAAUCCGCUUAGGCUAUGUUUUCGGACAUUUUAUGUUAUAUCAACCACCGUAAUUGCAGUGAUCUUCCCUUACUUUAACCAAGUUUUGGGAGUGUUAGGGGCACUAAACUUUUGGCCCUUGGCAAUAUAUUUCCCUGUGGAAAUGUACCUUGUGCAGAAGAAGAUUGGGGCUUGGACUACAAAGUGGAUUGUUCUUCAAACUUUUAGCAUUGUUUGCUUGAUUGUCUCAAUACUGGCCUUGAUUGGGUCAGUUGAAGGACUUAUAAGGGCAAAACUGAGCUAAGGAAAAUGUUUUUUCUUUUUUUUUUUUUUUACUUCAGAAUUUUCAUACAGUAUCAUUCAUCAGAAUAGUGUGUUAGUGAUAUUUUUGAUAUUACAGUGUUUGGGAUUUUUGUUUUAAUGUGAUAGGCACUUAAGUUUGUUAUUGCAUUCUAUAUGUAUUUUUUGAAAUCUAUAACGUGCAUAUGUAAAAAGAGCACAUUUUAAGAAA
Camellia sinensis is the source of this 1705-nucleotide messenger RNA. The record is from RefSeq and is a predicted model, not a curated record. Lineage: Eukaryota; Viridiplantae; Streptophyta; Magnoliopsida; Ericales; Theaceae.